This is a messenger RNA of Mya arenaria, 2640 nucleotides long. RefSeq names its product delta-aminolevulinic acid dehydratase-like. Gene Ontology annotation, molecular function: porphobilinogen synthase activity; zinc ion binding. Lineage: Eukaryota; Metazoa; Mollusca; Bivalvia; Myida; Myidae. Gene Ontology annotation, biological process: heme biosynthetic process. The record is from RefSeq and is a predicted model, not a curated record. The transcript is spliced from 9 exons. Gene Ontology annotation, cellular component: cytosol. Bases 95 to 1102 code for a protein of 335 amino acids.
UGACGUCAUAAACUCAAGUCUGACAAGUCGCGAGGAGAUUCCGUGAGAAAAACGUGAGGACGUAAACAAACAAGGUCUUCUCCAUAUUGUGACAAUGUGUGAGCACGUUAUACUGCACAGUGGCUACCACCAUCCUGUUUUACGAUCCUGGCAGACGACUAACACCAACAUUUCUGCGGACAAUUUGAUUUAUCCGUUAUUUGUGACGGACAAUGAUGACACCAUUGAGGAGAUUGCCAGCAUGCCCGGGCAGGCCAGGUUCGGCAUCAACAGACUGCGGGAGGCCCUGGAGCCCAUGGUGAAAAACGGCCUUAAAACUGUCCUCAUAUUUGGUGUGCCCGCUAAAAUUUCCAAGGACAACAAUGGUACUGGUGCUGAUUUGCCAACAACGCCGACGAUGAUGGCUAUCAAGAUGCUACGCCAGUGGUUCCCUGACCUGCUCAUAGCUGCUGACGUCUGUCUCUGUCCAUAUACAUGUCACGGGCACUGUGGUAUAUUAUAUGAGGAUGGGACCAUUAACAAUGAAGCCAGUAUAGCCAGGCUGGCAGAAAUUGCAGUUAACUACGCAAAGGCUGGUUGCCAGAUUAUAGCCCCUUCUGACAUGAUGGAUGGGAGAAUAGGGGCCAUAAAAAAGGGGCUGGCCGACAGUGGGUUGGGCAGUAGGGUCUCUAUUAUGAGCUACAGUGCCAAGUUUGCUUCCAGCUUCUAUGGACCCUUCAGAGAUGCAGCCAAGUCAGCGCCCAGCUCUGGGGAUAGAAAAUGCUACCAGCUGCCGCCAGGCUCCACAGGGCUUGCAGAAAGAGCUGUGGAUCGGGACGUUCAAGAGGGUGCCGAUAUACUGAUGGUUAAACCAGGGCUGGCGUACCUUGAUGUGGUCAAAACCACGAAAACCAAGUACCCAAGCCACCCACUUGCCUUGUACCAGGUAUCAGGGGAAUAUGCCAUGCUGUACCAUGGAGCAAAGGCUGGGGCCUUUAAUCUACAGACAACUCUGAUGGAAGUCUUAACAAGCAUGAGAAGAGCAGGGGCUGACAUCAUAAUUUCAUACUUCACACCACAAAUAUUGGAAUGGCAGAAAUCGGAGAGGGAAUCAGCGAAGUAAAGAAGAGCUACACAUUCAUCCAUUAAUUAGAAUGAUCAGUUGUUGAACCAGUCUUUAAUCUCACAAAAGCAUUAUUUAUCUUUUUAUGAUGAAGUCUCGGUGUUGGUUGUCUAUAUUUUCUUAAGGUAACCUUGGUUGUUAAUGUUUACAUGCAUUUAUGGAAUAUUAUUUUUGCUUCAAUGAAAUUUAUAUAAGUGAUUUUUUAUCAAUGGAAGUAAGUUUUAUAUUCAUUUUUAUAAUGUUUGUUUUUGUUGAUUCAUUUUCUAAGGAAUAAGUAUAAUGUAAUUAUAUAAUUUUGAUUUUUAAAAUCUUUGAAGCUACAUGUAUAAUUUGAUUUGGAAGGUGUUUGAUUUGGAAGGUGUUUAAAUUCGGAAAUGUAACAAGAUAUGUUUUAUGUCGAAAUAAGGAAUGGUACUGGGCUUGAUUUAUUAUACAGAAAAUUGACAUCUGAAUGAUCUUCACAAUUUCCCCAAAGGAGUUCAUAUCGAUUUUGUUAUUGAUUUUCUGUCAAGACUUGUGGAUACAUCUGGAUGACUGAAUAUUAUAAUGUAUUUUGUUUUUACAUUUCAAUUUGAGACAUUUUUCUCUAUUUUAAUUAAAAAAAUAGUCAAUAUUGUCUGUAUUUACAAGAAGAAUACUAUUUUAUUUAUCGUUAAGUUUAUAUAGGGAUGUUUUAUUGUAAAACAAUGAAUUAAAUAUAAUGAACUUUUUACAAUUCCUUAUGAUUGAUUAAAUGAACAUUAGAGGGAGAGAGACAAUAGGGACUGCUGACUAUGUUCUUGUUUACUAGACACACACAGUUAAAGGCCUAGCAGACACACAACUUGUGUGGCAGCAGAGUGAAAAUUGUUGAUAUAAUAAGUAUAGUUCAGCAAAGUACCUCUAAAAUAUUUAUAUACAGCCUGUAUACCUUGUGUAACAUAAGGAUGGAAUUUUGCCUUUGUGUUAGCAUAAUUCCAUGACACAAAUGAUGAUUUCAUUUGCCCUCACAAGAUUAUAGCGAAAUGAAAUUUUCUAUACAAAUUUCGAACUAUCAUGACGAUUGUAUAAACUUGUUGUGUAUCAUGUUUAGUUGUUAUUUUGGGAAGUGUAAUAUUGCAUGUUAUAUUUCUUGAUAUCAGAUUUUAUUAUACCGUUGCAUUUGUUCUAAAACAGCUGAUUUUUAGCUUAUGUUGUUUUCUAUUCAUAUCAAGAUGGUCAUGUUAGUCAGAAAAAUGUUUAAAAAAUGAUAUUAGUUUGUCUGAUAAGCAUCUGAUAUUGAUAAAUAAAAUAUAAUGAACUUCUGCGCUCAUUCAAUGAGACCAACUCUUCAUAUUUCAAAUUGUAACAAGAUGUAUAUGUUCGCUACCCAGUCUUGUCAUGUGCCAUGCUUUUCCAUUUAAUGCCUGAAGAGUUUAUUAAGCCAGCGCUGAAGUUAACGGAAAACAUUGUAUAAAACAAUAAUUAACCAUUGUACAAGCAGCAUUUGACAUUCUUCACAAUUGUGAUUUUACAGUGUCACAUUUUGCAGAAGAAUACAAUAAAUGGUACACAACUUA